GAAUUCCAGCUCCAGCCUGAGGUUUGGCUGCCAUCCGCCCCCAACUGGCAGGGGCCUGCGUCCAGCUCAGGCCCCCCUCUGAGGGCUGCUGUGGGGCUGAGCCGGGUGAAUCAGUUAUUUAGGAAGUGGCACCAGCGGUGUGGGCUCCAUGAGUCAGCAGGGCUCGUGCGGCCCUUACCUGCCGGCCAGGGAAGCGGGGGUGGCAGCCGGGCUGGGGGCUCCCGCUCCCCGAGCAGGGGGAGGACAGCAGCUAGAGGGAGCUCCUCCGGGCCGCCUCUGCCUGUGCGCCCCGGUUCCUUUCAUAGGCUUCCAGUCCCUCCUCCCCGCCCUCCUUCCCCCGUGAUGGCGGAGGACAGCGAGUCUGCGGCCAGCCAGCAGAGCCUGGAGCUGGAUGACCAGGACACCUGCGGCAUCGACGGCGACAAUGAGGAGGAGGCCGAGCACGCCAAGGGAAGUCCUGGAGGGGAUUUGGGAGCUAAAAAGAAGAAAAAGAAACAGAAGAGAAAAAAGGAGAAACCAAACUCCGGUGGCACCAAAUCAGAUUCUGCAUCUGACUCCCAGGAGAUUAAAAUUCAACAGCCUUCAAAAAAUCCAGCCAUUCCAAUGCAGAAGCUGCAAGACAUUCAGAGAGCUAUGGAGCUGCUGUCUGCAUGCCAGGGACCAGCAAAGAACAUUGAUGAAGCGACCAAACAUGAGGUUAUAACUUCUCAUGGUGCAAUUGAACCAGAUAAGGACAAUGUCCGCCUAGAGCCAUACUCUUUGCCACAGGGUUUUAUGUGGGACACUUUGGACCUGAGCAAUGCUGAAGUUCUAAAGGAACUGUACACGUUAUUAAAUGAGAAUUACGUAGAAGAUGAUGAUAACAUGUUUAGGUUUGACUACUCACCUGAGUUUCUUAUGUGGGCACUACGUCCUCCAGGCUGGCUACCCCAGUGGCACUGUGGAGUUAGAGUAACUUCAAACAAAAAACUGGUAGGGUUCAUAAGCGCCAUCCCUGCACACAUUCGGAUUUAUGACAGUGUGAAGAAAAUGGUAGAAAUCAAUUUUCUUUGUGUCCACAAGAAAUUGAGAUCUAAACGAGUAGCACCUGUACUGAUUCGGGAAAUAACCAGAAGAGUAAACCUGGAAGGGAUUUUUCAGGCAGUUUACACUGCAGGAGUGGUACUCCCCAAGCCUGUGGCCACAUGCAGGUAUUGGCAUCGAUCACUGAACCCCAGAAAAUUGGUAGAGGUGAAAUUUUCACAUUUGAGUAGAAAUAUGACUUUACAAAGAACAAUGAAGCUCUACAGACUUCCCGAUGCCACAAAGACUUCAGGUUUGAGACCAAUGGAACAAAAAGACAUUAAAGCAGUGCAAGAACUGAUCAACAGUUACUUGAAGCAAUUUAAUCUUGCUCCUGUAAUGGAUGAAGAAGAGGUAGCCCACUGGUUCCUGCCUCAGGAUCAUAUUAUUGACACCUUUGUAGUUGAGAGUUCAAAUGGCAUUUUAACUGAUUUCCUGAGUUUCUACACGUUACCUUCAACAGUUAUGCAUCAUCCUGUACAUAAAAGCCUCAAAGCUGCCUAUUCCUUCUACAAUAUUCAUACAGAGACUCCUCUCUUGGAUCUAAUGAAUGAUGCACUCAUUAUAGCUAAAUUGAAAGGAUUUGAUGUGUUCAAUGCACUAGACUUGAUGGAAAACAAAACAUUCCUGGAAAAACUCAAGUUUGGGAUAGGAGAUGGGAACUUGCAGUAUUAUUUGUACAACUGGCGGUGUCCUGGUAUGGAAUCCGAAAAGGUUGGUCUUGUAUUACAGUAAGGAGGACCCUUGUGUUUCUAGAACUCUGAAGUUGUCAUUUGGAUUGAUUUAAUCUACAUAACCGUUCUUGGAACAGUAUUGUUCAAGAGGAGUACAAGCACAACGUCAGUGAAAUUGAAAUAAUCCAUCAAAACUAAAAUAAUGAAGAAAUCCAUAUCUGACCUUUUACACAUUUUCAGAUAGAAUGGAAAAAGUUCAUGAAACUUUUAUUGUCCAUAAAAAGAAUAAAAGCACAUUCAUUUAAUUUUCAAAGCUUAGCUCGCACCUUGAUAAAAAGAAGGUAUUUUUUCCACUCUGUAGAAAAGACUGUUUUGUACAAACUGAACUGCAGUGGUGGAUUAGGGUACGAAAAUCUUGCUAUUAUGUGAAUGAACUGCUGCAUUUCUAUUUAUUAAGUGGUGGUGUAUGUUUGUCAGUGUAACAGAAUGAAGGAUCCAAACGGAGUAUCUUUGCUUAUAAAAUUCACAUGGAUGUCAUCAUUUGGGGUAAAAUAAUGGAGUUAUGAUACAUUUGUAGCUAAUAUGAAAGUCUUGGAUGUUUUUGUAACUGGCGCAGUAUGAAAAUGUGCUGGUUUGACUAGUGCAUUUGUUUCUCCAUAAGCAACGCUGCCAAAUCAAUAAAAAUACAGAUUUGUACUUUGAUCUUCAAUAGAUCAGUGGAUUGAUUCAGUAGUAUUGCACUGUUCAGUGCAGAUACCUAUGUUGCCAGAAUGAUUAUAAAUUACUGUACUUAAUUUAUAGUUGUGGCACAAAACCUUAGUUUUUCCUCAGUAGAUCAACAUCAGCCUGUGUGUAAAACUAAGAAUUUUGGUAAUGCUAUCAAAAUAUUUAUAAUUUUGAAUGUUUUCAAUGCUUCUGCAAAAUUGCACAUAUUCCUUUGUUUACUUUGAAGUCUGUAAUUCUAACGAAAAGUAUCUUGUGUAAAUAAGUAUUCAUAAAUUGUUACUGGUAGUGUUUUUAUCCUGAAUUUUGAACAACAGGUUUCACUGUACAUAGUGCCAGUAAUCGAGAGAGAUACAUGCUUCUCCUUCUCCCCUGGAAAGACUAUGUACUGGCCUUAACUUAAAUGCAACAACCUGAUUUUUAUUUCCUCAUGAAUGCUCUGCAACUAGAAGCAUUUGGUAUACACUCCAUAAUGCCAUACUCACAGCUUAAACUGUGAUGGCAGUUCUUAAGAGUUUAGGUAUGCUACAGUCACAUGAGCAGCAAAAUCUACAGUUCUAGCUGAAAGUGCCAAAUACUGGUGAAGGUUACAUGCUGUGCAGGUAUUUUGGACAUUACUUGAAUAUUUGGUAAAAUAUUUAUGGAUAAACCUGGCUUUAACACCCCCAUAAUUCUAAAUGUGAGAUCAAAUUUUGCUCAACUUUAGGAGCUGUCUGAAAUUAGCAAUGUAGCUAGAGAUAUUUAGUUGUACCUCUUUAUCACUGGACUUAACAUGUCUUGUAUGGCAGCUUAUUUCACAAAAGUCAUUCUUUUAUAAUGGAAGGGGACUCUACCCCAUGUGUACAGGGGUAACAGGCUCUCAGGCUUUGUCUAAACUGUGAUUUAAAGGUAUAUUGCUAGCUAAAUGUGUUCUAACCCAUACUAAUACACAGUUACUCUAGUGUGCACAGUGCAGUCUGCUUCAAUAUGUGCUCAAGUUAAAGCACACUGCCCUUGUCUACAUUAGACUUUGAAAGGUAGUACAUUCCAACACCCUAUAGUUAGCUUCCAAUUAUCUAUAGCAGGAUUUUAUUGGCCACUUAUGUUGUUAAAGCUAAAAUAGUUUGUACCUUAGAGUCAGUGAGGGCCUAUUGCUGUCUAUACAGGCACAUCCCGGAAAGUUGACAAAUCAACUUAACCUUGCAUUGAUGUGCAUAAGUUAAAGCCUAUUAACCACUCACAUAGAUGCUCUCAUGCAAGAAUAAAGCAGCCUUAUCCGCUAGUUUAAUUCUCUGCUAAAGAUUGAGGAUUAAACCAGUGGUUCCUGAACUUAUUAAUGUGAGCCACAAACUGCAUUUUGUCUUUUUUUGGACCUACCAUUACCCUCAGCCCCAGCACUGCAACCCUAUAUCCCAUCUAGGUCCAGAGGAGGUGGGGGGAGGGUUUGGAGAGUUGAGCUCACCCUAGACUCACGCCACAGUGGCAGCUCCUGUCCUGGGGGCAGGGGGGGUGGGGAGGAGGAGGGUUGGCCCCAGCUGUGAGUAUUGCAAUGUGGUGCAUGAGGAUGCAGCACCACUCAGGUUUGCAUGCCCCCCCAAGUUUGACAGAGGGAUGGCCAGGCUAAAUUUGAGUGAAUGGGGUUGCAGUACCACUUGGGUAGGCAAGCAAAUUUGAGUGGCACUGCAUCAUGGCACACAGGGUUGCAAUGCCAUUCAUGUUUGGCCCUUCUACUCCUCUAUCAUGAUAGAGUAGCUGCACCAAACUUGAGUGCCACUGUAACCACAAGGAUCAAGUUGCAACACCCAGCAUGGGGAACUGGACCAAGUCCCACAGGACAAGAGCUGGGCAGGUUUUCUCUCCAACACCCCUACCAUAUUGGGGCCUCCCAUGUGCACCAAACUGGGAAAAGUGUAUAUUAGCCUAAGUCUGGGCUCAGCAAUGGGUUAUUCUGACCCUGGACGUGGCAACCCACUGCUUGGGAAACACGGUCUUAAACUACAAGGCCAUUUUAUUCCUGAAUGAGAACAGCUAUUGGUGGAAGGGUGGUAAUGUGCUUUAAUAUAGUUGAUUCAUCUUAACUUUCCUGAGUGACAAGCCCCAAGAACACACAUAGCAAGGCUAAAAAUUAGUAUCUGCCUUUUUUUUUCCCAGGCAGGGGCCUGUGGGCAUUUUGCUAUUAGAAGCCUCUGCUACAUUUAACCUUCCAAUAGCCUCAUUACGAUGGAAUCACUGCUUUUGACCUUUUUAAUUUGUUCCCUUAACUUGUACAUGAGUGGAGGGAGAAGUGGAAUCCAGAAUACAGGUAGCCUAGAUAAUCUUUGACCUGGAACAUGGAAGUUUAUCCCCUAUUUAAAAAAAAUAAACACAGGCUCACUUAAAGAAAGAGGUUUUUGCUAGCUUUCUUCCUGAAGGACAGGAGUAGCUUUUGAGUAAAAUGUGAGCUCUAAGUAAACUACUUUAUUUUGUUGAGAUUAAUUAUACACUUUUUUUUAUUGGAGUCUGAGCUGCUUCACUGUUCCCUGCUUCUAAACAUCCUUACACAAUUUCCUGCAAAAUAUCUGGUGUGUGCACUCAUUAAAUUCUACUGUUUACUAUGGCAGUUUCUUAAAGUGCAUUUCCCUUCAAGAGUUAAGUAUCAUACCAUUUUCAGCUACUUGGAAUUAUUACUUUAAGGUCAGGCUUGACAAAGCCCUGGCUGGGAUGAUUUAGUUGGGGAUUGGUCCUGCUUUGAGCAGGGGGUUUGACUAGAUGACUUCCUGAGGUCCCUUCCAAACCUGAUAUUCUAUGAUUGUAUGAUUACAAUUCUUACCUGCCAUUUUACAUACAACAGUACAUAAAAUAUAUCUGAAGUUAUUGGAAAUAGUUUCUAAACUCUCCCUUUAUGAAAUAGUUUUGACACUUAACUUCAACUUUGUAUUAUGUGGAUUCUGUGAGAGACUGUCACGGUUUGCAUACAGCAGUCUUUUUUUAAAAUGCAUUUUUUCCUGCAACAGAAGUAUUUAAUUAUUCAUGAUUAUGAUCAAGACUAAUGUUUUCCUUUAGCAUAUCAGAGACCAAAUAUAUCUGGAAACCAGUUUAGCUUGCAUCUCUUGACCAAAACCAACCUCGUAGAGCAGAGUAUUGACAUUCAAAAACAGAGCCUGUGUGUGUGCCUACCAGUUACAGAUGUUUGCUUGAAACAUCUUAUAGACGACCAGCUUUUAAAAACAAAGUUUAUACCAGCAUGGACACUUGUUUGAAUAAACUUUCAAUUUUGAUAUUCA
This is a messenger RNA of Chelonia mydas (Green sea turtle), 5701 nucleotides long. It is a transcript of the gene NMT2, whose product is annotated as N-myristoyltransferase 2. NCBI's taxonomy places the organism in Eukaryota, Metazoa, Chordata, Testudines, Cheloniidae. The record is from RefSeq and is a predicted model, not a curated record. Gene Ontology annotation, molecular function: glycylpeptide N-tetradecanoyltransferase activity. Gene Ontology annotation, cellular component: cytoplasm. Gene Ontology annotation, biological process: N-terminal peptidyl-glycine N-myristoylation. Bases 343 to 1797 code for a protein of 484 amino acids. The transcript has 12 exons.